Molecule: messenger RNA, 1316 nt
Organism: Xenopus laevis (African clawed frog)
Lineage: Eukaryota; Metazoa; Chordata; Amphibia; Anura; Pipidae
Gene: rab33b.S
Product: RAB33B, member RAS oncogene family S homeolog
Exons: 3
Coding region: 205-885 (226 amino acids)
Biological process (GO): Rab protein signal transduction
Cellular component (GO): endomembrane system
Molecular function (GO): GTPase activity; GTP binding; G protein activity
Source: RefSeq, a predicted model, not a curated record
ACAACUAGCUAAGCAGGGAGCCGACGAGGGGGGUGGAGUGAAAAUGCGGAAUCACAGGGCAGUUUCCUAUUGCUGGAAGUCAGAGCUGCUGUUGGUCGGAGGGGCUUAGGCUGAGUCGCAGAAACAGCGCAACUGGUAUAAUACUGUCGCUUCUGUUUAUAUAUUUCAUCCUCUGUGUGUGUGUCGGUGUACAUUGUGACCAUAAUGUCAGCAGGCUGUGGUGGUGAUGGAGGGUUGGAGUCGUCGCUGGAGGCGAGUAUAAGCAGCUCUUGUUCGUUCGGUGUCACCCGUGCCAGGAUUUUCAAGAUCAUUGUGAUUGGGGACUCAAAUGUCGGGAAAACUUGUCUAACUUACCGAUUUUGCACCAGUUGCUUUCCGGAAAGGACAGAAGCUACAAUAGGGGUGGACUUUCGAGAAAGGAAUGUGGACAUAGAUGGGGAGAGGAUCAAGAUUCAGCUAUGGGACACUGCAGGACAGGAACGUUUCCGUAAGAGUAUGGUGCAGCAUUACUACAGGAAUGUGCAUGCUGUGGUCUUUGUAUAUGAUAUCACCAAUAUGGCCAGUUUUCAGAGUUUACCUGCCUGGAUUGAGGAGUGCAAACAGCACCUAAUAUCCAAUGAUGUGCCCCGUAUCUUGGUUGGUAAUAAAUGUGACUUGCGAGGCUCUAUCCAGGUUCCCACGGGCACUGCUCAGAAGUUUGCAGACUCACACAGCAUGCCAAUGUUUGAAACGUCAGCCAAGAACACAAAUGACCACGUGGAGGCCAUCUUCAUGACGCUUGCCCACAAACUAAAGAGCCACAAGCCAUUGAUUUUGAGUCAGCCUCCAGAUAGUACAGUGGAGUUGAAUUCAGGUCCAAAGACUUUGUUUCCAUGCGGCUGCUAGGGUUUUUGUUUUUAUAAGAUUUAUCACCAAAACGGAACCACACUAGAACUUUUUUAGACUGGUCUGCAAGUUAUAUGGAGAGUGCAUGGAGUCUGUGAUAAUUGACCAAGGCCUUUAAAAUCAUUGGAAUUUUCCUUAUCUGCAUGAUUUUUAGGAUUGCUACCUGCCGUAGCAUUUGUGCACCGGAUUGCUUGCAUUAUACAUCAGAUAUCUCGGCAUUGUGCAAUAAUUUCCCCUUGGAUGCAGAUGUGUCCAGUGUUAAAAGGUUUUGCUUACUAAGAAAGCCCUAUUUUAAUAAUUAAAGAAAGGGAAGUGAUUAUUGGUUUGCAGUAUGCUCUCAUCAUGACUUACAACUUGAUAGUUUCAACAUCGAUUUAUAUUGAUGGAGCUCCUUGAUGGAAGGUCUCUUGCAUGUAUAUACAAAUUGUUAG